CUAGAGAUACCACAGGAAUGACAGGAGGAAGCCGCCUUGCCCCACAUCCGCAUUUACUCAUUCAACUCACUUCACUGGAAAACAAUAACGCCCAGGAUACACACAAGCUUUCGUGCAUCUGAUCUCUUUAUUCUUCCCGUUCGUUGUUUUUUCACUGUUAUUUAUUUAUUUAAUUUAUUUUAUUUAUUUAUUUGUUUUCCAAAGUUACCGUAUACGAGGUGUCCAUGAUUGUUUACACGCAGUUUACACGCAAGCGCGAAUGAUGAAAUUUUAUGCUGAAUGAAUGUUGGAGUCUCUCUGCAUUGCUUGAAUAAAGAUGCUGGAAGAUUUGAGUGGGACACACACCAGACCAGGCAACCUUAAAACAGGCUCGUUCAGCUUCUCUGCCCUGGCGUCCCUACCGCACUGCCUUCACAUGGACUCCAGUACACACCCUAUCAGGAGGACUCUGUACCGGUUGAGGUUAGUGAGCUCUCCAAACCUGAGUCAGCUGGGCAAGAAUGAGAAGGCAUCGCUGGAGGAACGAGGAUCUGGGCCAAAUGCCACAUGGAACAGCAUUCACAAUGCAGUUAUUGGUGUUUUCCAAAAGAAGGGACUGGCUGACAAUGAGCUCUACAUACUCAAUGAAGGUGUAAGGCAGCUGUUGAAAACUGAACUGGGUUCUUUUUUCACUGAGUAUCUGCAGAACCAGCUUCUGACCAAAGGGAUGGUCAUUCUAAGGGACAAAAUACGAUUCUAUGAAGGUCAGAAAUUACUCGACUCCCUGGCUGAGACGUGGGACUUCUUCUUCUGUGAUGUUCUCUCCAUGCUACAAGCCAUCUUUCACCCAGUCCAGGGGAAGGAGCCGUCAGUACGACAGCUGGCUCUGCUGCUCUUCAGGAACACUAUAACUCUUAACAUGAAGCUGGAUGAAGCUCUGUCCAGACCGCGUGCCCGUGUCCCUCCGUCCAUCGUCCAGAUGCUUCUGGUCCUCCAGGGUGUUCACGAGUCACAAGGUGUGACAGAGGACUACCUGAAGCUGGAGUCACUCAUUCAGAAGGUGGUGUCACCCUACCUGGGAACACAUGGGCUCUGUGCACACGACUGUGACGCCACCCACUGUUCAUGCACUAUAGAAAAUCGCCUGCAGUGGUCCAAACCUGCAGAAAUCCUCUCCAUCAACCCAGUGGUGCGCUCCAAGAGCUACAACAUCCCCAUGCUCACCCCCGUGGCCGAGUACGACACGGAGGUCGGCUCAGUGGGUAGCGUGGGUAUCCGUCGCCACUCUGCCUGUGAGGUCACUUCCUGUAUAGAACAGCAGGGCUUCCCCCUAUCUGUCAGCGUGGAGACAAGCUCCAGCCCCGGGAUCUCGCUUGACCACGAGCUCACCUUACCAACGGCAAAGCGUGGAGCCACGGCACAGCCUGCUCUCAUCCUUCCCUCCAUCUUUAUCCAAAACUCUGCAGGGCAUUUACACGCUCAGACGUCUAUCUCAGAGACAGAUAAAGCCACGUCUUCACCCACUAGCUGCUCCUCAAGCCCUGAAACCAUUGUCAUGCAGGGUGUAGACUCUGUGGAUUCCGAUCAAGACGGGAUAUUCAUAGACUUUUCCCACUGCCGCUCGGACUCUUUUGGUAACAACAGGAAGACGAGCUGAUUUGUGGAACAGACUGAAAUUAACCCUAUGAUUUAUUUAAAUCACUACACACACGGCAUGUGCUGAUACUGACAUUUUCAAACUCGCCUGUGAUCAAUGGGAAAACCUGAUAUGAGAACAGAACUUCUUUUCUUUUUUUUUUCCCAAAGUAAGAAACCUGAGAAGACAGCUGUCCUUGCGCUGCUUUCCAAAUGGAAGUCUUUUACUCUUUAAUCUCAGGAGUACAAAUGCUCACUCUCUAGGAAGCCUACUCACAAAUAAAACACAGAGCUAGUGAUGUGUGUGAAUAUCACACUGUACUGUAUGACCAUUUAUCAACAUUCAGACUGUGCUUGGGCAGACCUCAAUUUAAAUAAAUAAAUAAAUAAAUCCAACAAAGAGAAAAAAGCAGAUACUGCGUUGGAUGUUUUCUAGCAAACACUUUUAAAAAGAUGUACUACACCUGUAGAUGUAUUUCUGAAUUUAUUUUAGCUUGUUUUGUAGGUAUGUUGCUUAUAUUUUUGGAAUUUUAUUUGGCUCAGUAAUUCUCAAUGAAAGUAUAAAUACGAAAUACUGAAAUAUGUGAUCACCCAGCAUUAUGAUUUCUUUCAUGCUUGUGCCUUUGUCAUUCAGGUACAGUGUAGUUUUGGUGUUAAACACCAUAGUUCAUAUUUGCUGUCUGUCCAAGAACAUGUGAUUGUACAUGUUUAACAUAAUCAUGCAAAAAAUAGUUAUUUUGUUGUGAUGCAUUACAACGUAGGUUUUUUUUUUGCAUAUUAUAAACAUUAGUAGAAAUAUUUAAUUCUUUUAGCAUUAUUUGAUAUGCAAACUAUUCUAAGAUGUUAUUACCUGAUGAUUUUUCAACCAUAAAUAUUUUAUCUUACAAAUGCACGGUAUGAAUCAACCUGCAUUACAGCAUUAAAUAACAAGGAAGACUAGUGAUAUUCUAACAGAUAUUAGGAAGACAAUAGAGGAGAUGUCCUCAAUUUUUAAGUAAUAAUAAUUGUGUUUAAAUUGUAAGGCUUUAAGGCUUUUGAGAAAAUGUGAACUGUGUUUGGAUUGUAAAUAGAUUAUGUAAUUGUUCCAUUUCUAUCAUAAAAUGAUCCAUUUCUAUCUUACAAUAAGUUUUUAGGGCAUAUUUAUAAAGCUGUCAUCUGAUUACAUGUUUAUGUAGUUGUAUAGAAUUUUUACAGUGUUUGUUUUCUGUUUUCCUUUAUUAUUUAUAAAUAAUAGUAUUGGGAUAUUAAGUGGAAGUUGUUUUUUUUUUUUUUUUUGACAAUCUGUGCAAAUUGGGUUUAUUACAGUGUCUUUGCUGCUUUGUUAUAAUACUGAAUAACUAUAAAGUUAUUGCUUUGGCACUAAAAAUUCUACCUUUUUAUGGCUCAGUACCAGAGCUGUCAGCAGCAGGGGGCGCUGUAGUGCUAGGGGUCCGAGUCACGGUUCACUUUAGUACUGUUCUUUUAUCAAACCACGUUGGCUAACACGAUUAAGUCGGGUUUGCUGUAUUUUGUUUUUAUAUAAUAAACAUUUGAGACUUUUAA
Messenger RNA from Tachysurus vachellii, 3156 nucleotides. It is a transcript of the gene prr5a, whose product is annotated as proline rich 5a (renal). The record is from RefSeq and is a predicted model, not a curated record. The transcript is spliced from 10 exons. Gene Ontology annotation, cellular component: TORC2 complex. Lineage: Eukaryota; Metazoa; Chordata; Actinopteri; Siluriformes; Bagridae. Gene Ontology annotation, biological process: TORC2 signaling. Bases 317 to 1636 code for a protein of 439 amino acids.